This is a messenger RNA of Torulaspora delbrueckii, 4056 nucleotides long. RefSeq names its product Bud4p (gene BUD4). Gene Ontology annotation, biological process: axial cellular bud site selection; protein localization to bud neck. Bases 1 to 4056 code for a protein of 1351 amino acids. Gene Ontology annotation, molecular function: GTP binding. The record is from RefSeq and is a predicted model, not a curated record. Gene Ontology annotation, cellular component: cellular bud neck contractile ring. Lineage: Eukaryota; Fungi; Ascomycota; Saccharomycetes; Saccharomycetales; Saccharomycetaceae. The transcript has a single exon.
AUGACUAGUAAUGCGGUAGCUGAUGAGACUAUGGAUUCGCUGUUGAAGGAGAUUGAUGAUGAGAUGGAGAACACUAUCAGUACGGAGAACAAAUCUUCUACUGACAGAAGUGGGGAAAGUCAAAAGACCAGGAGUUGGAGUAUUCCAUUACAAGAUAUUGGAGAUGAGACUAUGGAUAUGAUUGUUUCUCACAACACGAUAAGUAAUAUCAUGGUGAGAAAUGAAGAUCAAGGAGAUGAGCAUGGAGAAGCUGGAACUGUGGAGCCUUUAGCUCCCAGCAGGAAGUCUGUUGUUUUCAGCGAAGGUGUGAAUUUCCACGAAUAUCAGGAUGUUAGUGACCAGGGAGAAGACGAACAAGAUUCUAACGAACUGACAACAAGUUGGAAAAAAUCUUCAUUUGUGGCAGCUAAACCAGUGGAAGUGAAUCAAUCACUUAUCGUGGAGGCUCACACAGACUCUGAAGAUGAAAAGGAUCACGAACAACCAGUGAUUACAACUCAUGACCUUUUACAACACACUGUUACCGAUUUGGACGAGAAGCUAUCGCAUAUGCUUGACAAGAAACGGAAUGUUCAAAGACUGAAAUUGAUGACUGAAGAACUGGAGGAAAAAGAACUCGAAUCAGAGGAAAAGGAAAAGGCCAGUCCAAUCAAGUUUACUCUACAACCGACGAAGCCAUUAAUCCCAAGUAUAGGUAACUCCAUCGAGGAGACUAGUUUAAUUCACUUUCAGUCCAUGGAAAAUUUAGCUGGGGCUGAUGACGAGAUAGAGGACGAUGAUUCAUGUUCGGAGUAUAUGAAUGAGGUUCAACACUCCCCUUCCAAGAUACCGUUGGUCAACACAGUGAACAUCAAUAAAUUCAGCAUAACAAACCAAGGUAGAGAACCACAGACGCGAAUCUCUUCCGGCUCAUCCUGUUGCGACAGUAUAUCUGAUUUGAAAACUACUAUUCAGCAUGACAGUUAUAGGUUACUGGAUGACAAGGUGAGUGGUAAUGGAGAUGAUUCUGAUUGCAAGUUUUACGACGAUGGCAAACCACUUGAGAAUGAAGUGAUGGUGACUAGUCAUCCCAAUACUUCGAGGAUCUUUAGUGUGGCAACGUCGGCUGAAGGCUACAAAUCUGCUAAGGAAACCGUCCGUAGCCCUGAUUCGGUUUACUCCAAUCAAGAAAUGGAGUCGCCUCCUACCGUAAAGCUACUUGAAGCUCCAGUUAACGACUUGCAUAUCAAAGCUGAAUUAAUGGGAGACGAAGACACAACCCAGGACGAAGAGCAGGGUUCGCAUAAAGAUGACGACAUAAUUUCAGAUAGCGGGAGCGUGAUAGAAAGGUCUAUGCACAAAGGUCAGUAUCCACCUGAAAUUCCUCAGUUGCCAGUUCUCACUUCUUCACACUCCGCUUCGAAAGAGAAAUCUCUUGAAGCUGACAGCGAAGAAGACAAUCAGUCUGAGAUUGGCUUCACCGAUUUGCAUGAUGUAGCAUCAUCUGUCAAGGACGUUGAUCAAGAGAAGCCGGAAAAAGUUGAAAUUUCAAGCGUCGAUAAAUCAGAGAAGUCCAUCGAAAUACCAAGAUCUCAUGAUUCCGCACAAACUGUGACCAGUAAAUCACUGCAAACAAAUGUUGAAGGGUUGAAUCCUCUAAGCAGUCAAGACGACUUCGUCACAACUACAAGCCGGUCUAGCUCAAUCGCGGAGCAUGCGAAUGAGACCGCUGGCGCCAACAUCUCCUCCGGUGGUAAGGAAAGCAAAAAUGAGAGGAAAUUCUCAAUCUUGCCCCCGUUUGCCCCAGUGGGAUCUAUAUUUCUUGAUGAUCCAUUUGUCGAUGAUUUUGAAACAUCUGGAGAGUCCAUCGAUCUAACAAAAUCAGUGAAGCCAUCAAACUAUCUCUCGAUCUGGCACAUGCAAGAGGAAGACAUAAGAGCCACUUCACCAGCAAUUAGUUCAAAUUCUCAAUUUUCGCGUUGCACUGAUUCUACCAAUACAUCAGCUAGUGUGAACAGUAAUUUAGAGCACAAUUUCAAAUUCAAGCCAAGAGUCAUAAGCCGAAGCAAAUACUAUUAUCCUGAGUCCAGACAAGCAUCUUGUGAUGUUGAAGAUAGUUAUGUCAUCUCGAAUUUUGAGACCGCUUUAGAUCCCCUCAGAAGGAACACAAUCAUAUCAAGAAGAAUUCAGGAGAACAUCAAGAGUCGAAGAAAACUCUAUCCAUCUAUGAAAGAAAUUGAUGAGAAUGAUGCGGAGAGCCUCGAUGACAAGGAAAUCGUUACCGGCCCAGCGGAAGAACAUACUGUUGUUGAUGAUGUCGCAGAAGAAAGAAAUCAAGAAAUCGAAAAGCAGCCAGACCACGACUUCUCAGCUUUUCAGCUGGAUUUACUACCGUGCUUGCCUGAUGCGAAAUUGAAAGAUGAAUUUAUGAGCUAUCUAGAAGCAGUGAGCCAUGACAAUCGCUCAAUUUUGAACCAUUCAGAAAUCGAAACUGGCAAGUAUAAUGUUUGGGAUCACCAAUCCGAGUUUGAAGUUCCAACGGGCGACGUAAAGAAGACCAUAUCGAUGGAUGUGAUUAAUAAGUUGCUUGAGGAAGAAAAUCAUACACCAGAACCAGUAGCAGAAGAGUCGGUGUCCCUACAGCCUCCUGUCAACCUUGCGAUACUCAAAACACCAGUGAAGGAAGUUUCAGUCGGCAGAGGUUUGAGCCUGAAAGGAUACGACGCGUUAGUGAGUACCGACGUGGGGUCAGAGCGCCAUUCUGCUCUAUUCGUCAGCCCAAGUCGCGGUGAGGAUGGACAGAGUCCAGUCAAGAAGACCCACGUCGACAGCCCAUUUAAGGUUAAGCAUAAAAAGCCAGCGCAACAUGACAGUGAAAAACCUGAUACCGAUUUCAAAGGUUUAGCCAUUCAAUCAUUCGAGCCUGAAGAAAAGCAGAAAGUGGUGCUUCCAGAAAGUGUGCAUGCUAUUGAGUCUGAUGAACAAAAAUCUUUGUCGAAUGAAGAACAAGUUGAUCAGUCACUACCUGACAGGGGCAACCUAUACCUGAGAUUAAACAAUGUGGCUAAUAUAUUAAUACAUGGCAUUACACAUCAUAAGGCCCAAUUCGCAAUCGAGUUUGAUAAUGGUAAGGAUGUGGUGCAAACCGCUUGGGAUACUCUGGCAAAUGAUAAGAAAUGGGAAAUCAAUCAGGAAUUCGAAGUUAUUCUUGAUAAUGAUUUAGACAAAAUCCCAAAGCUGAUCAUCACUUUGAAAUGUCGCUACGAGUCGCCAAAGAACGAGCUUAAAGAGAUAGUUGAGAGAGUGCCUGUAGGCAGGAAAUUUCCCUUCGGUAAAAGUAAAUACCAAUAUCAAAAGCGUUUCGUUCAAACAGCGCCAAAAAAGGAUGAGUGGGACUACUUGUUUGCCAGGGACGGAUCAUUUGGUCGAUGCGAAAUUCCAAUUAAUAAAGACUUUUUAAAGGAAAUUAAGUUCCAAAGCAAACCUUUAUCAUUUACUUUGAUAAACGAAUGGGCACGCAAAUCGGACUCCAACUCCACAAAGAAGAUUCAUGAACUACCAAGAAGGCCUCCUUAUGCCAUUGGUACGUUGAACAUCGAAGCGUGCCAUUUGGAAAGAACAUCGCCCUUUGAGAAAUUGCCCAAGACACUGGCGAUCGCUCAUAACAUCAUCUCAAAGUAUAGAGCCCAGCAAGCAAUUACUAAAGAAGGGUUUCUGCUUCAAGAAGGCGGUGAUGUGGAGGGCAGUAUACAAAGGCGUUUCUUCAAGUUGCAGGGCAACAAUAUGCUUGGAUACCAUGAGAUGUCACGUCAAGCCAAAGUUGACAUAAACCUUUUGAAGGUUGUCAAUGUUUUUGGACCUGGCGAUGUUCCAAAGGAGGGAGAAAGGAAUCUGACUGACCUGGUGUUGUUUAGUGGUUGCUUCCAUUUGGUUUUCGAUAAUGGAGAAAGGAUUGCAUUUAGCACUGAAUCUGCGGAAGAAGAAGCAGAAUGGUUCAAUAAAAUAAAAGACGUAGUUGAUCUCAACAGGUGUCAUCAGCCGUGGGUCAAAUACUUCAACCAAAAUUACUUGAUCUAA